Nelumbo nucifera (sacred lotus) is the source of this 1317-nucleotide messenger RNA. Its product is annotated as NAC domain-containing protein 83-like. The record is from RefSeq and is a predicted model, not a curated record. NCBI's taxonomy places the organism in Eukaryota, Viridiplantae, Streptophyta, Magnoliopsida, Proteales, Nelumbonaceae. Gene Ontology annotation, biological process: regulation of DNA-templated transcription. Gene Ontology annotation, molecular function: DNA binding.
UCUUGUUUACGCCAAAGGGGGAGGUCGUCCUAUUCAAUUCUCUUCACCUCCCCCCGCCGAACCCAUUGCUAUAAAAAAGAAGCAUCCCUUUUCCUCUAAAACCCACAUCGACUUUUUCUCUCUUUCUUGCUUCUCCUUCUUCUUCUUGCUUGGUCUCCUUUGUUCUUGUUCUUGUUCCCUUUCUUUUCCUAUAAGAACUCAACAUGGGUCGUUAGAAUUUAGCACAAUUCAAUCGAGCGACUUCACAGUUCGAGGCCGAGUUCGACCAUGGAGAAGUUCAAUUUUGUUAGGAAUGGAGUGAUCAGGCUACCCCCGGGCUUCAGAUUUCAUCCCACAGACGAAGAGCUAGUCCUUCAAUACUUGAAGCGCAAGGUGUUCUCAUGCCCAUUGCCCGCCUCGAUCAUUCCUGAGGUGGAUAUCUGCAAGUACGAUCCUUGGGAUUUGCCAGGUGAUUUGGAGAAUGAGAGAUACUUCUUCAGCGCCAGGGAAGCCAAGUAUCCGAAUGGAAACCGAUCCAACAGAGCAACUGGCUCGGGUUACUGGAAAGCUACAGGCUUAGACAAGCAAAUUGUAGCUUCAAGAAGCAACCAAGUGGUGGGGAUGAAAAAAACACUUGUUUUCUACCAAGGGAAACCUCCCCGUGGAACAAGAACUGACUGGGUUAUGCAUGAAUAUCGCCUGGUUGUCCCCGGAACAACAGUUUGCAUUUCCCCACACCCACAGAGGAAGAACUCGAUUCAAAAUUCCAUGAUUCAAAUGGAGGAUUGGGUUCUUUGUCGCAUAUUUCUAAAGAAACGAAGCACAAAAAGUGAGGAGGAAAUCUCCCAACCCUGCAAGGAGAACAGAGUUCGGAGCCUCGGGAUGGCUAGGCCUAGUUUCAUUGAUUUCAUGAGCAAAGACAGAAUCAAUUCAGUUUCUCCGUCGUCGUCUUCUUCCUCGUCUUCAGCUUCGAGUGGGAUCACCGAAGUCAGUUCUAAUGGUUCGGACCACGAAGAGAGCAGUAGUUGCAAUAGUUUUUCUUCGUCUCCAUGUAGAGAAGAGACCCAUGAAGCUGCUUGAGUUGAGUUUGUAUCAGUAGUUGCCUUCUAGGAAACCCAAUGAGAAUGACCAAUCCGAUUAUUAACUCUAAAUUUUCCAUCACUUCUGUAUGUCUCUUGUUGUCCAUCGUAAUGGUUAAAACCAAGAGAACUGAAAGAAGCAAGAAGAAAUUGGCAUCAAUGGGCUUAUUUGGGGACUAAUUCAAUCAUAUUGUGGGAAUUAAAUUAAUAUCAAUAUUUAGCUACGUGCUUUCGAAUAAAUGCACAAAUAAUUAAAGCA